This is a messenger RNA of Caenorhabditis angaria, 794 nucleotides long. The record is from the annotation of a GenBank genome assembly. NCBI's taxonomy places the organism in Eukaryota, Metazoa, Nematoda, Chromadorea, Rhabditida, Rhabditidae.
AUGUUGGUCAUUUUCUUGAUCCUCCACAAAUAUCUAAGCUUUUUUACCAAUCCAUUUGCCAGACGAAUUGAAGAAGAAAAAGAAGAACCUCCGAUUCAAAAAUUGCCAUUCGAAGUUCUUGGAGCCAUUUUUCAAAAGGUAAGCUUUUAGAAGAUUUCAUUUCCAAUUGAAAUGUUUUUCAGCUUGAAUACGAAGAUGUUCAAAAUUUGAAAAACUCAUCAAAGUUUCUAUUUGAUGCCCAUGAAUUAGAACGUUGGAUGAUUUCUGGUCCAAAAUGUAAUGCCAAAGUGUAUUAUAACAAAAAUAAGGAACUUCGAUUAGAAAUAACAAUUUUCGUUAAAGUUCCAUGGAUAAGAAUACUUCCAUUCAAAAGAACAAUUGAAUUGACAAGAACUAUUCCAUUUGAUCAAUGGAAUUAUUAUUUCAAAAAUGCAAAGUGCAAAGAAUUAAGAAUGAUUGUAGAAGAAGAUGAAAUUCCAUUGGAAAUUUUGAAGAAAAUUAUUUGCUGUAAAUCGAUUGAGAGAUUAACCUAUUCCGGAAAAUCAAUCAAUCAGAUGUCUAUUGAUCUUCUUGCUGCAUAUAAUCCUCAGUUUUUUGAAAUUGUUGUUGAUGGUUGGAAUUUCAUAAUAUUGCAAUUGGUUAAUGUCAACUAUACAUUCGUUAUGAUUGAAUGGCUUAAAAAUAUUGAUGAUAUUUUUGAAGCAAUCAAAUUCACUUAUGAUACGAUUAUUAGUUUAAAUCCGGAAAUUUAUGAGAAAAACGAGGAUUCUUUGAUGGUGAGUUUCACAGCUUAA